Adineta steineri is the source of this 756-nucleotide messenger RNA. The record is from the annotation of a GenBank genome assembly. Lineage: Eukaryota; Metazoa; Rotifera; Eurotatoria; Adinetida; Adinetidae.
AUGAAUUUUGCUAGUCCGUUGCAAUUGUAUUUUUUCUUUGGUUUUAUUCAAAAUGCUUCUCGAACGCCAGUUAAUUUAAAUUUUCGUCCGCAACGCGAUCCAAAACUUUUCUAUCAUACCAAUGAGACAAUCAAGAUUGUGCAUAAUGAUUCGAAAAUACAACCUACUGUUGAACGACGAGAAAUAGAAAGUGCUGAACAUGUUGUUACACUCGAGGCGACUAGAAUCCAUAUAAUUAAUUUGGUAGUAAAACUUAAUCCAUCAAAUGAAACUGAAUCAGCUCGAUUAUUGAAACGACCUUAUUUCGAUCGUUUAGAAAAAAGAGAGCGUGACGGUGAUUUUCGAUCUCUCGACCAACAACUUCGAUCGGCAUGGAUGUUUUUUCCUUCACCAGAAUGUUUGAUAACACCCGACAUUGAUGUUCAUGAAGGACAAAAAUGGUCUGCUAUAUUCAGUGGAGGUGCAUUCGAAGCUCAUUAUGAAUUGAUUAAGGUUGAUGAUGAACAACAUCUUGCAUUCGUCGAAGGUCGUAAUUGUGUUUGUUCGAAUGGAUUGAAUGGAAAUAAGCGAUGGAAUGGCUCAUGGACGGUGGAUACUCGUACUGGAAUAAUCAAACAACUAAACAUUAAAAUUGAACAUCGCGAAGAUCAUAUUGGAAAAGUAACACACAAAACAAUUGCCAAAGUAUUAGUACGAGAAGCAGAAGCGGAGACACUUUUCGAUUAUGAACUUGACGAUGGUGAUGAAGAACUUUAG